UUAUAAUCCUAAGUUUUAUGGAAGAAUUGAAAUCUUAUAUUAUUAAGGCAUAGAGUUCCUGUUUGGUUGAUUUUUAUGAAAGUGCGAUUUAAUUUAUUGUUUAUGAAAAAAUGGGCUCCAAUGAGAAUUCAAUGGAAGCGAAUGAGGUCAAUUCGGACAACGAGUUUUUAGAUGAUAAAGACGAUUCUGCGUUGGAAGCUGGUAUAGCAAUAUCUCGUGGAUAUCGAACUGAAAAAGAAGAUAAUAAGUAUGAAGUAUUAACUAUAGAAGAGCUUGGGCGACAUCAGCGUGAAAUCAUUGAUGAAGUUAACAACAUAUUAAAAUUAUCGCCAACGAUAGUACGCAUCCUAUUGAACUAUUUUAAAUGGGAUAAAGAGAAACUUUUAGAAAAAUAUUUUGAGGACAAUAUUGAAGAGUUUUUCAGAUGUAUUAAUAUGACAAAUCUAUUCAUUAAACUUUCGAGUAACAAACAACAAAAUGUUCUUAAAGAUAAUUCUGCUGAAGAGUGUAAGAUUUGCUUUUCAAAUUUGCCUUCCGAUUUAAUGAUGGCACUGGAAUGCGGCCAUAGCUUUUGUUUGAUGUGCUGGCGUGAAUAUGUAAGAACAAAAAUAGUCGAUGGAGGGUUGGAUCCAUUAAUUGUAUGCGCCGCUCAUUAUUGUGGCGUAUUAAUGGACGAUAUUACAGUUAUCGAGCUAUUGGACGAUCAGGAUGUUCGUUUGAGGUAUUGGCAAUUUAUUACUAAUAAGUUUGUCCAAUGCAAUGAAUUGAUACGUUGGUGUCCAUCUCCUAAUUGCACUUACGCCGUUAAAGUCAUCUACGGAGAGACCCGCUUUGUCCGUUGCAAGUGCGGUCAUGAGUUUUGCUUUAUGUGCAAUAAUGAUUGCCAUGAUCCCGUCAAAUGCCAUUGGUUAAAGAAAUGGCUUGAGUGGAAUUAUGAAGAUUCACAGAAUCGUUAUUGGUUGGCGAACAAUACUAAGCCGUGCCCUAAGUGUAAAGUACAAAUUGAAAAGAAUGGCGGUUGUAAUGUCAUGAACUGCAGAAAUUGCUCACAACAAUUCUGUUGGGUAUGUAUGAACGAUCAUGGCCAUGCAAGUUGCAAUCGUUACAUCGAAGGACCUGAAGUACCAGAUAGGUCGGCUUCAUCGUUGACAAGAUAUUUGCAUUAUCAUAAUCGAUAUGUGAAUCAUAUGCGGUCAUUGAAAUAUGAAAAUAAUUUAUACCUUACCAUCAAAGAACAACUGAGAGAAUUUCGCCAAGAGGAUGUAUCGUACGUCGACAUAGAAUUUCUGAAACACGCUGUAACAGUAUUAUGUCAUUGCCGUCGAACUCUUAUGUACACUUAUGUGUUUGCCUACUAUUUAAGAAAUAACAAUCAAUCGAUGAUUUUUGAGAAUAAUCAGACUGAUUUAGAAAUUGCAACGGAGAGCUUGUCCGAUUAUUUGGAACGUCGCGUUAUAUUAGAAACUCUAACUAAAGUUAAAUCAGACGUUCUGGAUAAAUGUAGAUAUUGCGAGACACGAUGCGAACUUCUAUUGCAUCACGUACAUGAAGGCUAUGAAAAUGAUACUUGGGAAUAUAUAGAAUAAUGAGUGCAACGAAUUAGAAAUAUGAAAAGAAAACUUGUUAAUUUAAGUCAUCCAAAAAUUGAAUAAUACUUUCUGUGUCUGUGGCGUUAAACUAUGCCAAUCUCCGCAUAAACAAAUCUGAAUAUUUAAAGAGCUUUCGAUGGAUUUGCUAGACCAAGGCUCUAACAAAGUCAAACUCUCUACUAUCCCCGUUAACUUCGCAAGUAAAAAAUCAGUUUAAUAUUUUUCUACUGAAAAUAUUCGUACAUAACACGACAUACGACCGACAUCAUCCGCUAUUUUUUUCUGUACUUUUCUAUCUCGGCGGAGCUUUCUACAAAUAUCCAAUUUUUCUUAAUACUUUCGUCAUUUAAACAAUGUUAACUAUUAAAGAUGCAACGAUGUAGAAACUUCCAUGUGAAAAGCAUUGACGAUUUGAGACUUUAGCAAAAUGUAACGCUAACUUUUUGCGCUAUGAAUUCAGAAUUCUCCAAUAAAGGCUAAAGCACUUUUAUAUAUAAUCUGAUAUAAUCAAUUCCCGUGUAAUCAUGAAAAAUUUAAUGGACGCUUCCUUAUGCUCAUAGCAGUUAAUAUUUCUCUUUAUAAAUCGAUUCGAUUAUUUUUCUGCAUAUCUGCUCAUGCUUAAAAAAAACAUCGGAAUGUAGUCUUGAGAUUCGUUACAAUAAAUAGACUAGACGGAUUUCAACGACUAAUCUCUAUGAAUUCCAUUUGGUUUCUCUGCUGUUAUGCUGCUAAAUUAACGCUCUAUACCACUCCGACCAGUAACGGACGUAAGCUUCACAUUCACUGGAAAUAAAGUAAGUGGUUUAAUUUGAAAGGAAAACUUUAUUUCGUUGCAUUGUCGUUUAAUGAUAAGUGAUUUCAUAAGCCUGUUAAGUAGCGUGUGAAUAAACGCAGUCGGUACUAAAUAAAAAGCGGAAGUGUUAGCCAAUGUCAAACAUGCUUUAUGAAUUAUCCGUGUACAGCAUUGAGCCAUUGAGAAUACCGCUUACAUUAAAUGGUCCAAAUUUCCUACCGUCGAAAUUGAUGGACCAACUUUUAUCAUAAAAUGUUAAAAAUGAAGCCUUUUACCAAAGGACCAAAGAAAAAAUUGUUCACAUAUGUACUUUCUUUCAGCUUAUGUUCAUUGGUAGCGAUUUCUUUUAAAAAUAAUUAAUUCUAAGCAAUUAUUUUAUUAUAAAAGAGCUGUGUCUCAACUUAACAUACCGAAUAUGUAUAGAAUAUUUAUAGUUAUAAGUACUCUUAAUGAAAUUCGGAUUCGGAAAAAAUGUAGUUUCUUUGGACUUUUAAUGUAUGUUACUUAUAAAAUUAUUUUUUUGAAGUGUAAGGAAUUUAGAUUCAUUCCAUUUCGUGUUGCAAUUGUUAACUAAAAUAAUUGAACUUGAGUUCCUAUUAAAUUUUACUUGAAUUUUGCAAUAAUUUAAGUAUUUACCUAGA
This is a messenger RNA of Glossina fuscipes, 3023 nucleotides long. Its product is annotated as E3 ubiquitin-protein ligase ariadne-1-like. Lineage: Eukaryota; Metazoa; Arthropoda; Insecta; Diptera; Glossinidae. Gene Ontology annotation, molecular function: zinc ion binding; ubiquitin conjugating enzyme binding; ubiquitin protein ligase activity. The transcript is spliced from 2 exons. The record is from RefSeq and is a predicted model, not a curated record. Gene Ontology annotation, biological process: ubiquitin-dependent protein catabolic process; protein polyubiquitination; positive regulation of proteasomal ubiquitin-dependent protein catabolic process. Bases 111 to 1586 code for a protein of 491 amino acids. Gene Ontology annotation, cellular component: cytoplasm; nucleus; ubiquitin ligase complex.